Molecule: messenger RNA, 696 nt
Organism: Cornus florida
Lineage: Eukaryota; Viridiplantae; Streptophyta; Magnoliopsida; Cornales; Cornaceae
Exons: 3
Coding region: 1-696 (231 amino acids)
Source: RefSeq, a predicted model, not a curated record
AUGUCGAUUACCUCUGAUGCGAUUACGGGGGUAGACCAAAGUAAGAAGAAGUUAUGGGAGCGAAUUCUGGAACAAUAUAAACAACAUAUUGGUGUUCUAACUGAGCGAAAUGAUGGAGGUUUGAUGAAUCGUUGGUCUGUGAUUCAACAAAAAAUCAACAAAUUUUCCGGCUACAUAACUACCAUAGAAAUGAAUCGUCCCAGCGACUUCAGCAGUGAUGAUAUGAUGAUAGCAGCUAAAGACUUGUUUCAUAGCCAAACAGGUGGUGAAUUUAAGUUAGAAACCACGACAGAUGGAGCUUCAACUGAAGAAUCACCACCCAUAGGGGAAAAUGAUUCAUCCGGUGUGGAAGAAUAUCAACUACAAAGACCAGCAGGAAGAAAAGCGGCGAAGCAGCGUCGAACAAAAAUUAAUUCAGCGAAUGAAUUGCGAACUUCAUUCGUUUCGAAAUUUAAUAAUAUCACUACCUGUUUUAAGAGUCGUCAGGAAAAAAUGAAAAAUGCCCAAAUGACACGAGAGGUAAGAAAAAUGAAGAAAGAGAAGGAGUUUCUAGAGAAACAGAGACUUGAAGAGAAGGAGUUCAUGUUAACAGAUCCAAAUUCAGCACCAACAGAAGCUGGAAAAGCUUGGAUUAUUGCACGACAAAAUGAGAUAUUGGCAUCUUUGAAUUCAUGGUCCGCCCCAAAGUUCCCAUAG